Molecule: messenger RNA, 1714 nt
Organism: Thunnus maccoyii (southern bluefin tuna)
Lineage: Eukaryota; Metazoa; Chordata; Actinopteri; Scombriformes; Scombridae
Gene: hoxc5a
Product: homeobox C5a
Exons: 2
Coding region: 157-843 (228 amino acids)
Biological process (GO): anterior/posterior pattern specification; regulation of transcription by RNA polymerase II
Cellular component (GO): nucleus
Molecular function (GO): RNA polymerase II cis-regulatory region sequence-specific DNA binding; DNA-binding transcription factor activity, RNA polymerase II-specific
Source: RefSeq, a predicted model, not a curated record
UCCUGGAUUAUUUUUUUGGGGCAGACAGCUCUGAAUUUUCCAAAAGCGGCUACAAAGAAAAGCAAUGAUCAACAAAAACAAGGAAAUAACCGCAACAUAGGCUACAUCCCGCAGCCCUCUGUAGUUUAAAAAGAAAGUAUCGGGGAUAGUUAAAAAAUGAGCUCUUAUGUUGACAGCUCCAAUCUCAGGCAAACAAGCGAGACAACUUCUCCUAACACUAUGUUUAGUUUCGAUCUAUCUGGGCGCGGGUCCAACCGUUAUAAGGGUGUUAAUGUGAACGGGAUAUUCACUUGUCCCGUCCCCACGACCUCUGUUGAACGAGAGGAGAUGAAAACUAGCCUGCGUGGCAACACGGAUACUCCUCUCCCGCCGGGACCACAGAUAACCAUGGUCUCCAGUAGCUCGUCCGUGGACGCAAGCGGGCUCAACUACGGCAGCAGCACGCUGCUGGGACGAGGGGCGGACAGAGACCCGGAGAGGAGCGCAAAAUCCGGCGGUAACAAGAGCCAUGAGAGCGACAGAAACGCGGAGAACACGCAAGCGAUGAAACGAAACACAAAUGCGAGCCAGCGUCAGGACAGUGAGCAGCGGCCACAGAUUUAUCCAUGGAUGACAAAACUGCACAUGAGCCACGAAUCGGAGGGUAAGCGGUCCAGGACCAGUUACACCCGCUACCAGACUCUGGAGCUGGAGAAAGAGUUUCACUUCAACCGGUACCUGAGCCGCCGCAGGCGCAUAGAGAUCGCCCACAGCCUGUGUCUAAACGAGAGGCAGAUCAAAAUCUGGUUCCAGAACAGACGAAUGAAGUGGAAGAAGGACUCAAAGAUCAAAGUGAAGGAAUAAAAGUGCACUGAUAGGGGCGCAGCACGUUUUUCAGCCCCACACUGCACAGUGCUGGAGUGCCGCCUGACCUCCGGAUGAACUGCUAGGAGCAAUGACAUCAUGACACCGCUCUGUGCGCUUCAUCACCAAUUAUGUGUCACUUGCUGCAGUUUGGGACCUAAUGUAUUGAAUAUCACUCACUUUGAUCAAUCGGUUUACAUUUCUAAAUUAAUUUGCUGUCCAUGCGAUGAUAACCUCACUUUGCUGCACGGAGGGGACAAGAGGUUGAGGGGAGCUGGGGUCCUUCAAACUGCAAGUAUUUGGCCUGCAGUGCACUGGAAGGCUGCACAAUGCUACUAAUAAUCUAUGUUUUUUAAUUAGGAUAACAGUAGUGGAGGCAGAGCGAUAGCCUGCAUCAUUUCAAGCUCUUUAUCAUCAUCAUAUGAUAAAACUGUUAGGUCAACAAAUCAAAUAAAGGCAACUGCUUUGGAAAUCAUAAUGAUUAUGAGCUGUCCUAUAACCAUCAGUUAAAUAGGUUCCCAGCGGUAAAAACUACUUUCUAUUUCUUUUAAAAAUUUACUCCCUAAUAUGUUGCAGUGCAAACAAAAUAGGAUGUGUGAUGUGUUCAGUGAGCAAUGUAUUUGUGAGUGGAUUUCUUUGAAGGCACCAUCCAUGUUGUCUGUUUUACCCUUGUGAAGCUAAAUCAUUGUGUAUAAUUCAGCGACUGUAUGUGAUAAUAUUGUAAAUGUGCAAUGAAGCCAUUUCUCCUCCCCUUUGUAAACUUAAGGUGCCUGGUUUACACAAGGCCUAGAAUAACUGAUAGAUGGCUUAUUUGUUGAUUGUAACCAAUAAAGUCUCAUCAUUAAAAAUUAAGGGAAUUUCCUAUUGUCAA